Anoplophora glabripennis (Asian longhorned beetle) is the source of this 3168-nucleotide messenger RNA. RefSeq lists its product as uncharacterized. Gene Ontology annotation, cellular component: plasma membrane. Lineage: Eukaryota; Metazoa; Arthropoda; Insecta; Coleoptera; Cerambycidae. Bases 1 to 3168 code for a protein of 1055 amino acids. The transcript is spliced from 15 exons. Gene Ontology annotation, molecular function: protein binding. The record is from RefSeq and is a predicted model, not a curated record.
AUGUCGCUCCCCGCCGCCGGCGUAGCGAUGUCAACGGCGACUGCAAUCUGUCUAGUGGCGAUAAGCCUGGCGGUGGCGGCCGCCGAACCCGUCGGAGAGCCCUCGCCCGCCACCCGCAAGUGCAGGGUGUCGGAAUUCACGUGCGGCAACUCCAGAUGCAUCCCCCUCAACCACUACUGCGACAGCAAGAACGAUUGCGGGGAUUCGUCCGACGAGCCGAGAUACUGCACACGUUGCAACAGAACAUACUAUGGUGUUAUUGGGAAGACUUACGACUUGGAACUACAUCGACCAAAGGAAGACAAAAUUCCUUUUAUAUGUUUUUUGACGUUUUGUGCAAAAGGUGGGGAGUAUGGAGAUUUAAUACAGUUAACGUUCGAUAGUUUUACGUUGGGCCGCUUUGUGUCUUUCACGUCGGAUGGUUGUCCGGACGGUGCCUUACAAAUAUCGGAGUCCAAUCGGCCCCAGGUGGGGGGAUCCUGGUGCGGGACGUCCUGGGGUCCGGCCAUCUACUACAGCGAAACCGACAGUGUCACGAUCUCCGUCAACCUCUUCCGCCUUUCGAAGAUCGAGAACGGCUACAACUUCGACUACCGCAUGGAGUACAAGUUUCUGAGGAGGAAGGCUGCUACGGUCCGCUAUGGAGGAGGUCUGCCGUCGCUCUUCCAAAACACAACGGAGCCUUCCGUCGAACCUGAACCGGAAUACUACUUAGGUGAUUUAAUAUCGGGCACAUAUUGUUCCCGAAUUUUCAGCGACUGUGAUAGGAAACACUGCCGUCUCCAGUCCCCUAAUUUCCCCGGAAUCUACCCCCGGAACCUCACCUGCUACUACGCCGUGCGCCAGCAUGAUAUACCCCCAGGCAAACACGCCCUAAUAACGGUCCGCCAGCCCAAGGGCCAGCUGAUCUCCAUCCGCAGCCAGUCAGCGCUCUACGGCACGGCCAGCACCAGAGAACUCAAAGUGUGGGACGCCUGCGACGACGUCCAGGACUACGUGACAGUCUACGACGGCUACACCACCCGGGAUCCCGUCAUCCUGAAGUUUUGCGGAGGUGGCGAGGCGGUCCCCGAGGCCAUCUCCAGCGGGCACGAGUUGCUGGUGGAGUUCUCCACGUCACCCUACGGCACGUUCCUCUACCCCGCCCCCGCCCAGUCUCUCCAUGGGUUUCAGCUCGAAGUCGAAGUAAGAUUCGUGGACCAACAGACCCCCACCUUCAUGAAGCAGAAACGCAACUGCGAGUUCUGGGUGCGCGGCACCAGCCGGGGCGUCGUCGAGAGCCCCCUUCACUCCCUGCCGGCCAACACCACCUGCCUGUACCACCUGCAGGGCCUGGACGCCACCGUGUCCCCCUCGCCGAUCCCCUUCAGACCGCUGAACGCCAGGUACCCGGACUGGCGGCACGUGGGGAUGAUCCUGCCGCCCCCGCGGUACAGGGUAUGGCUGUCCGUGAUAAAGUUCCACGUCGCCAGCUCCUGGGACCCCCAGAAGCCCGACCAGGUCUGCAGGAGCUAUCUGAACGUGUGGGACGGGCAACUUUGGACGCCGUCCAACUGCGAGGGGCUCUACUGCAACACCCUCAAGGAUAAAUCGAGGAGCCGCGCCGGCCAAUCGGGCGGAACGGGCUCCGCCGCCGGCAAGAAGAACGUCACCCUGCUGGCCCGCUACUGCAGGGAGCACGUGCCCAGGAGCUGCGAUCACUCCCUGCUGGCCAACGCCACCCGCUUCCCCAGGCCCUGCUCCCUCGCCGAGAGCUUUCUCACCUCCGGAGACAGCCUCACGCUGGAGCUGAGACUCGCCGACUCCACCGCACUCAGGCCAGUGACAUUCAAAGCCCUCUACGAGUUCGUGGAUCUGCAUUUAGACGGAGAACCCUUCGGCGAAGGGCCGUGCUCCAGACGAUUCGGCGUCGCUACGAGCGAUAUACAGCAGAAGUUCAAGUCCCCCAGGGACAUAUUUCUCUACGGACGGGGAGGAGCGAAGAACAUCAGCUGCACAUACCGCUUCGAGGCGCACAAGGACGAAAGGAUAAAGAUCACCCUCGCCGAGAUGGUGAUAAAAAACCGCGACUGCGAGACGAGAGUGAGCAAGAACACCGAUCGUCUCGAAUGUUUCGGCAACAUGUCGGCGACGCUGCGUUUCUUCGAACUGCCCUGGGCGGACGUCCCUGGGGUGCCAAGGGACUGUCUCUGCGCCGUCGACAAGGACAAACUGAUGCCUUUCACUUACGUCUCCGCGUCUAAUGUGGUGGAAUUGAGAUUUGACGUGACCGGCAUGAACGCCUCGGACGACUUCAGCACGCUGUUCUUCGAGGGAAGUUGGAAAACCAUAAAAACUCCCGUUUGCUCCAGGAACCUGCGACUGCGGGGUCCCAGUGGAGAACUGCUUUUCGUUUACCCUACCCCACCCAGUGAGGCAAACUGCGAGUCCAGUCCCCGAGUUAUAAUCCCGGGAUCCAAUAAGUACCUCUACGUAAAGAUCAGCGGUGGGAUAAUGAAACAUUCAAGCAGACUUGGAAACGGCACGUCUAGAACCAUCUCGACCGGCUUACGAUGCGAGACCGCCAAUCGAAUUAGGGUACACACCGCGCUGUACACGGCGAUGAUCUGCCCAUCCGAGAGGACGUCCCGCCAGCACCUGGUGGAGGUGUUCUCCGAGGGGUGGAACGUGAAGAACAGCCCCGAGUACGCCAUCGGCCAGAUGGUCCUGGACAAGAUUGAGAUUGAUCGGCUGGGCAAGGAGCUGCCGAGGACAAUCGUCGUCGAGUUCUACGGCCGGGAAGCAGGGGAGUACUCCGUCAUGUGGUUGGAGUUGUCGAGACGACGAGAUGUCCCGCCAAACGGCUUGGGUCUCUUCAUGAUGAAGCCGGACGAAUGCCAAUAUAGAUGUCCCGAGCUGGACGCCUGCAUCAACGCCACAGUUUGGUGUGACGGGGUGGAAGAUUGUCCCUCUGGUAUCGACGAGGCCUUAACGCACUGCUCGUUGCUCCUCCAGCUUCCGCCGAUCUACCUAUUCUUCGGCGCCUUGGGCGUUAUUGUUUCUAGCUUUACGACAGUCGUCAUCCUGUGGAAGACCUGCCGGAGGAGGCCUCGGUCCAUCCUCCAGACGAGGUUAAAGAGCCUGUCUUCCGACACCGCCAUCGUCGACGAGAAGGGCGUCAUCUGCUGA